Messenger RNA from Symbiodinium natans, 2112 nucleotides. NCBI's taxonomy places the organism in Eukaryota, Dinophyceae, Suessiales, Symbiodiniaceae. The record is from the annotation of a GenBank genome assembly.
AUGGCGAGCAAGCUCCAUGCCGAUGAGGAGGAGGCUGGUUUCGGGUCCUUCUACUGGGGAGAUGAAUUUGUCUACCCAGUUGGUGGAGAGAGCAAUGCCCGAAAGCUGGCUGGUGCUGUCAAGGGCAAACUGGAUGAGUCGGGAAUGUUGAGGAUCGAGCUGAUCGGCGCACCCUCCCUGCGCAUCGCGCUGACCUCACUGACCCAGGUCGCUGGCAUGAACGAGCAAGAAGGCGUCGCAGGGCAACAGAAGGCCUACACCUCUGUUUGUACGCCACAUGUGCUUGCAAGGAACGUUAGUCAAGUUACCAUAGAAGACAGAGAAGCUGCGCUGCAUGCCCAAUUUUCUGGUAACUCCUUCUUAAAGAAGGCCGCGUUUCAAAGAGUGCGAGCUGUUGAUCUGCUGGUUCUUUGUGGGGCACCUAUGCGUCCUGUGACCGCCUGUGCCACCUGUGCAGGUGAAGCCGCGGCGCCAGCCGACGCAGCUGCCCACCGGGGCUGGGAAGAAGAGCUGAAAUUGAGCUUCGUUGCAUUCGUGAGGUUCCUGCAGCAGGCUCACCAGCUGACAUGCUUCCUUGUCAGCACCGCCGAAGACGUGGGCACAGGCGAGGGGCGCCAUGUGGUCGUGCUGGCCUUGGGGCUGCUGGCGGUGGCCCUGGCUGUGCGUAGAAGGCCACGGCAGGUCAAGCCCAAGGUGAAGCCGCGGCGCCAGCCUACGCAGCUGCCCACUGGGAUGAAACUUUGUGGCUCCUCAAUGCCCCGUCUCUGCUUCGAGGGUGAGGAUAUGGCGAGGUUCGAGCGCGAGGUCAUCCGGAUCUACGCCGUGGAUCACUCAAAGCCGCCGUUGGGCGACGGAAAAUCCCGCCCCAGCAGCUUCGUCCCUUCACGGAAUGUAGCCGACUCGCUGAGGCACAUGCGCACCGCCUGCAAGGAUCUCGAGGCUGAGACGGCAGAGGAUGGCCGAAUCUUUGAGCCGCUGGACGACGUGCUCAUGGCACGGCACCUGAUCGCUGCAGACUUCGACCUCGGCAAGUGUACGGAGGUCGUUCGGAACUACGUCUCCUUGCGUCAGCAACUUUGUGGAGGUGUGCCGCCGGACCUAUCUUGGCUCAGCCUAGGCUUCGCCAUUGCGCCAUUCGAGGACGUGAUGGGGCGUCCAGUGUUCCUGGCCCGUGCUCGAUACAUCCCGCCAGACACAUGUGCCGAGGCCUUUCGGACCCUGUACCGGGGACUCGCCGACGCAGUCAUCAUGCACCUCCUGCAGAAGCGCUCGACGCAGAUGUCCGAGCUGAACCCACUGGAGCAGUACGUGCUCGUUAUCGACGUGGCAGGUGCCACCCGGAGCAACUUCUCCAUGGCAGCGGUGAAGGUCAUGAUUUCAGAAAGCAACGCCAACUACCCGGAUCGCGUGGCCGAGAUGUUCGUCUUAGGCGCGAACAUGGUGGUUCGCAGCCUCUGGUCGCUGGUCAGCCCAAUGGUCCACCCGCGCACGCGGCACAAGGUGCAUAUGGUGGGACCGGCAGAGGUGCCAGAGACCAUGCGCCGCCUCGUGGGGUCCUCUGAGCUGGUCCCGGAGGAGUAUGGAGGCACCGGGCGUCGGUUGCCCGCUCCGACAGAGUCACGAAAUGUGGUGGACAUGGCAGGCCGCCUGGCUGCUGGUGCAUGGGACCGAGCCGGUGCGCUGAAAAGCUUCGAAGAGCGGACGGCGCGGUCACGCGUGGGCGUCGCCUGGAACGUGCCCCGCAACUCCUUCCAAGCCGCCCAAGCGAGCUCGUUCCGGCUUUGGCUGGCGAAUCGGGGUGAGGGCACUGCCGUCAUUCGCUCGCAGGCGGAGGUGAUUGAUUUUUUGGCCGACCUCCUCCUCCGUGGCCUUGCAGACCUGGGCGAGACGCCCGUGCCAGGAGGGUGCUGCCCUACGGGCCAUUGGCUGAUUCAGUGCUUGACGCUGAGGCACUGGGAGCCCGAGGCGGAGAGGGCCAAGAAUGCAGCUCGAGCGCCCGAGGUGCUAGCGCGCUGCUUCGGGAGGAUCCUGUCGGAGCACAGUGGCCGUGAGCCCGCGCGCGCUGUCCUUGAUUUCGUCACGGGCAGCGGGCCAUACGUUCUGCGCCGGUGA